Molecule: messenger RNA, 4049 nt
Organism: Pollicipes pollicipes
Lineage: Eukaryota; Metazoa; Arthropoda; Thecostraca; Pollicipedomorpha; Pollicipedidae
Product: pre-mRNA-processing factor 39
Exons: 19
Coding region: 540-3710 (1056 amino acids)
Biological process (GO): mRNA 5'-splice site recognition; RNA processing
Cellular component (GO): U2-type prespliceosome; U1 snRNP; commitment complex
Molecular function (GO): pre-mRNA 5'-splice site binding; protein binding
Source: RefSeq, a predicted model, not a curated record
CCCCCGCUGAAGCCCGGGCUCAGGGGCGGUGCGGUGUCGCUGACGCGGCCUCGACUUCGGCGCCCUCUGCCGCCCCUGCCGUCCCAGGGCCUGCACCGUCACCGGCACCUGCCGCGUGUGCCGCCGGCGGGACUGACACGGAGCCACUGCCACCUCCCACCACGGCAGCGGAUGCCGCCGUCGGGACUGACACGGAGCCACUGCCACCUCCCACCACGGCAGCGGAUGCCGCCGGUGGGACUGACACGGAGCCACUGCCACCUCCCACCACGGCAGCGGAUGCCGCCGGCGGGACCGGCACGGAGCCACUGCCACCUCCCACCACGGCAGCGGAUGCCGCCGGCGGGACUGACACGGAGCCACUGUCACUUCCCACCACGGCAGCGGAUGCCGCCGGCGGGACCGGCACGGAGCCACUGUCAUUUCCCACCACGGCAGCGGAUGCCGCCGGCGGCAGCGGUGCCGGGCCGGCGCGCGCUGAGAGGAUCGCGUGCGCGGCAGACUUGUUGCCGGAGCAGUGUGUCGGGCCGACGGACGGCAUGCUCGAACACUACUGGCAGUUUGUCCGCGAGAACCCGUACGACUUCAACGGCUGGACCUACCUUCUGCAGCAUGUGGAGAAACAGACCAACCUGGACGCCAUCCGAGGCGUUUACAACGCAUUUCUGCCGCUGUAUCCGUACUGUUACGCCUACUGGAAGAAGUACGCCGACCUGGAGCAGCGGAGCGGCUACACUGAGAGGUCUCUGCAGAUCCUAGAGCGAGCCGUCAAGGCGAUCCCGCUGUCGAUCGAGCUGUGGAUGGCCCUGCUGAACCAGUUUCGCGACUCGGUGAAGGGCCAGAAGACAGCGGAGGAGCAGACUCGAGCCAUUUGUGAGCGGGCCGUCCGAUGUGCCGGCGCCCAGUUCAGGUCCGACGCCCUCUGGGAAUGCUUUAUCCAGUGGGAAUCCACUCAUGGGGCCAUGAGCAACGUCACCGCCAUCUACCGGCGCCUACUGAAAAUACCCACUCGCUUGUACAACCGACACUGGGACGAUUUCCUGCAGCACGUGCGGGACCAUCACCCGCGUGACAUCCUGGAGCGUGAAGAGUACGUGGCGCUGCGUCGCGCGUGCUGUCUCGAGCUGGGCGUGACGUACCGUGAGGAGUCCGCCUCUCCGCUCGCCGACCCUGCCAAGAUCCGGCAGCCCGAGGUGAAGCUUGUCAGUGCUAUCAAGGAGAAACUGGUGGCCUCCUUGGUCGCCAUUCACGAGAAAACGGAGAAGAAGGCCGAGAAACGCUGGAAGUUGGAGGAAAAGAUUAAGCGGCCCUACUUCCACGUGAUCGCGCUGGACCGGCGUCAGCUGCGCGCCUGGCGCGACUACCUGGAGCUGGAAGCGGCCGACGGUGACCACGACUCGCUGGUCAUGUUGUACGAGCGCUGCCUGAUCGCGUGCGCCCAGUAUGAGGAGUUCUGGCUGCAGUAUGCCCGCUACCUGGAGCGUCGGCUGCAGUCGGUGCCGUCGCCGUCGGCCGCUGAUGAUGCGGCCAUGCGGCGCCUGCUGGAGGCCGACCGGGCCGGCGGCGGCGGCGCCCAGUACGAAACAGAGUCGCGCCGUCUUCCCGAGGAACGGUCGCACGUGGCGGCCGGCUACGCGGCGCGUGCCAACCCAGCCGACGCUGUGCGUGAGGUGUACAAGCGUGCCUGCCUGGUGCACUGCCCGACGCGGCCCAAUAUUCGCCUGCAGUGGGCGGCGUUUGAGGAGAGCAUCGGUGAGCGAGCGGCCGCCGGCGCGGCGCGCGCUGACCACGGACGCUGCCGGCGGACUGCGCCAGUGCCCGUCGGCUCUCGUGCUGCGGUGUUCCGUCGGAAUACCAUUGCUUUGAGAGCAAAUCAAUCGCGUUUAACCUCGAAAUGCACUAACGCCGCGGAGCGGCGCCGCGGCCGGCCGGACGAGUGCAGCCGGCUGUACCAGGCGGCCGCCGACGCCGCGCCCGCCCACCUCGCCACGUGGUGGGCCAUGAAGCACGCCCGCUUCUGCUUCAAGAUUCUGAACAAGCCGGACAAGGCUCUGGGAAUUCUGCGGACGGCCGUCAAGCGGGACCGCUCCAACCCGCGUCUGUACCUGCACAUCCUGGACGUGUGCUACCAGCGCCACCCGGUGGACGUGAGGGGCGUGACGGCGGCGCUGACGCUGGCACUCAACAGCAAGGACGUGUCGGCGCGUGACAAGCUCGGUUUCCGGCGCAAGAAGGUGGAGUUCUUCGAGGAGUUCGGCUCGUUGCGCCAGCUGCGCGAGGCCGAGGACGAACUGGAGACGGCCGAGCGCGUGCUGGCCGCCACCGAGCGCAAGCAGGCGCGCCAGCAGGGACAGGACGCGCAGGAGCAGGAGCCGGAGCAGGAGGACGCUGGGGGCGCGGCCGGCCGGCCCGUCGCCAAGCGGCGGCGGAAGGUCGAGAUGGAGCCGACGCCGCCGCCACCGCUGCCGAAUGGUGCCGUCACGCCGCCCGCGGCCGCGUCCGGCGCCGCCCAGUGCUGUCCGAAGUGCGGCUGGGACGGCUCCGAGCCGCAGACGCCGGCUGGCCAGCGGCCGCCGGCGCCGGCAGCGCUUCAGCCGUCCUCCUACGGCCAGGUGCCCCCCACCUGGGACCUCACCAUGAAGACGGACGCCUGCGGGUACGGCAAAGACCCGCAGUACAAGUGGUUCCAGGAGCAGGGCUACCGCGACUACGACGCGCGCGAGGCCGGCGGCUACCCGACCACGCUGCUCGAUCCCGUGUCGUCUGACGAGGAGGCGCUGAGCGGGCCGCCGCCGCCGCCGCCGGCCAAGCGGCCGCGGCCCGACGACGGCCAGACGCCACACAUCGUCACCAAGGACGGACGACGAGUGCCGCGGUACGUGAUCCCGCCUCAGGCGCCGCCUCUGCGGCCGCUGAUGCAGCCGCUGGUGCUGCAGCCGACCGAGGCGCCUGGCCGGCAGGAGCCCCGGCGACCGCCCCAGUUGGCGCGCUUGCGGCCGCCACCACCGCCGCCACCGCCAGCGCAGGAGACGGGCGCCUCGUGUGUGAACGUGCCUGAGUGGCUGGUGCGCGAGGGCGGCGAGCUGUGCCUCUCCGAGACGGACGGCGGUGUGUCGCUGAUUCGGUACUGGCCCCGCUUCAUGAACGACUGCGGUGUCCAGCGCAUGUUCCAUACGCUGCGCCGCUACGUCAAGUGGCACCAGACGCGCCAGGUGGCGCCCGACGGCCGGUUCGUGGCGCUGAAGCGGCUGGUGGCCUGGUUCGGUCCGUGCAGUCUGGAGGAGUCCGGCCUCAUGAUGCCCGCCAAUGAUAGCUGGGCGCCAGAGCUGCUCGACCUGCUGCAGAGGCUGAUGCAGCUCACGGGUCAGGAGUUCAACAGCUGCCACCUGAGCCUAUUCCGGAGCGGGCACGACCACGAGCCGUGGCACACUCACGACCAGCCGACGCUGGGCCGACAGCCGGCCAUCGCCAUCGUCUCUCUCGGUGCUGUCCGGAAUUUUGAGCUGCGCCAGAAGAGUGGCGGUGGCACCAGGUUCCUGCGGUUUCCGCUGUUCCCUGGUAGCGUACUGCUGAUGGAAGGCAAUACUCAGGAAGACUGGGUUCAUCAGGUUCCUAAGGAUCCUCUCGCUAAGGAGGAAAGAAUCAGUCUGCAGUUCCGGGUCAUGUACGAUCCAAUGGAUAUCCAAGCACAAAACAGGCCACGGCUGUGAAUCCCACCAUGAAGUCGGCAAUAGAGGUGCAGCACAUAGGCCGGCGGGGAACGUGGCGUCACUGGCCCAGAUGUGACUUUGUGUAGCUGUAGAGCGUGCAGGUGGAAGAUGUACUGCCUUGCACUGCAUUCAGCGUUAGAACAGUCAGAUGUUUGGCGUGGGAUGAUGGCGUUUGUUGUGAAGUAUUGUCGCAGGAGACUUCGCUUCACAUGUUUAAGAUGGUAUUUAGAUACGUUUUGAUCGCCACAAGUAUCGGUACUUUCAUCUCCAUCGGUCGUGUGCAGUGACGCGCGUUUCACUACGUAUUCCUAGUAGCUGUAAAAAAAUAAAUGCAUAUUU